AUGCAGGACCCAAGCUUCGGCGUGCCGCAGUUCCUGCUGCCGCACGUCCACCUCAUCUCCUCCUUCCGCUACCCGACCCUUGCCCACAUAUCGGUCGAUCAGGCCGUGGAGUUCCUGCUCCAAGCGCCCAAGGUCGUCAAGGACAUGGCUCCCAUGGCAUGGCAGUACUUUCAAAACCCGCCCAACGAUGGCACCGUCUUCCUUGAGUGGCAACCGGUCAACCAACGGUCCAACGCAUAUGCCAGCGAUGGCUACAUAUGGGCGGACCCGGAGUCGAGCUUCACCUACGAGUCGCAGCGCGGAUAUACUGUAGAAAUCCUCGUUCGCCGCAGCGGUUACCGCCCGGGAUUCGAGCCAGUCACUUCCCACCAGAGACAUCGCUACCGUAUCAUCUCGAGGAACCCUGCGUCGCAAGGCCCGAUCCCUGACCAGGCCCUGUUCCUCGUCCACUACUCUGCCGCCGAGCCGCAAGCUCGCGUGCCGGCAAACCGCAUACCUAUCAACGCCGAGAUGCAGAAGAUGAUGCAAGAGCGCCGUUUCUUAGAGAGCCAGGGUCAAUUGAUGGAGAGGAAAUUUAUGCUUCACGACAGGCACAAUUGGCCCAACAUCAGUUUUCCGGGCACCGGGCAGAUGCAGCAAGGCCACGUUCCGCCCGGGGGCAUGUAUCCCGGCCACCCGAUGCAGGCGGCUGCUGGCGGAUUCAGACAACCUCAAUUCUACCCCCCGGGCCAAGCUUCUGCGAUCGGUCCUUCGCCCGCGAAGAGGCCUCGCAACGGCGCACCGCCGCAUCUGCCGGGUAACGUUCCGGCUGGCAUGCCUGCGGCAGCCGUCGGUAUGCCGCACGACACGACUAUCGAAGAAGAGGAAAAUACCGCGAUCGGGGAUCUGCUCGACAACCUCACGCCGCGAGACAUCAGCACCAUGCGGUACAUUCAGCACCACGAAUGGAUGGAAGAAGUAUUCUCGUCUCCCUUUGCCGCGGGACAGAUAAUGCCGGUGGACCUGGGAUUGGGCCUCAUGGGAGAGCUUUCGCACUUGACAGAGGGGCUUUUCGACGCACCCGGCGCUUCCUCGCUGCCGGGCGGUCCGAAGCCCCCGGCGGCACCGAAGGCGUAUCAGAAGCUGAGCAAAGAGAAGUACGCGGAUUUUGAGGACCGGGUCAAAAAGUUCUUGAAAGACGAAGAAGCAGAGUUGGAGAAGAUGAGGGCCGAGCACGAAAAGAAGAUGGCCGAGCUCACGAAGAGUAAGACUUACGUCGAGGCCGAAAGGCGGUUGAGGGACGCAGCGUUCGCCGAUGCUCGGGCUGCCCGGGAAAAAGCAGAGAACGAGUCUGGUUCCCCAGAGUCGGAGGGAGAGGAGACCACUGGCCAGGUCGAUGAAGUCGUAGCAGACGUCGAGAAGACUCUGGGCAUCACAAUCGCCCCUCGCAAGAACGUCAACUGCGUCGAGAAGGGUGGGUUGGUCGAGGAACCGCUGGCUCCCGCCGCGACAAACGGCAGCGAGGCGAACGGCGCCGAGAACGCGGCCAACAUUGGGGAGUCCAAUGGCUCGCUCGAAGAUUCGGCGAUGGACGGUGAUAAUACCGCCGCUGGGCUGCUCGAGCAGUACACUUCAAACUCAUUGGUGUCGACGCCGGGAGGCAGCUCGUUGCAAGUGCCUCCCGUCUCUCAGCCGGACAGCCAAGGUCAAUCGGCCAACGCCACGCCCGGUGGCACGGCGCAGCCUGGCCAAGCGCAAGGCCAGAAUCAAUCCACCGUCCCCGCACAAAGCGACAAUUCCAAUGGGGACAAUGGUAUGGACCUAAUCGAAGGCAUGGAUCUGGACAUCGACAUGUCAGGAAUGGGCGGUGAGGGCACGACGGACAAAGCGGCCGAUGAUUGGGUCAUGGUGGGCUCGAACAGCAUGAAUGAUUCGGAUCUCGGAGGCGAGACCGGUCAAGCCAAGGACGGGUCCGCUGGUGGAACAGGAACCAUCGACACACCCGACCUCACCACGACGAGCGCCCAGGGGCAGGAUGGCACAACAACAUCAGCCCCGGCAUCCGCAGCCGGUAAUACACCUGGCAUGUUCGACGCGACGGAUUUCAGCGCCUUUGACACUGCUGGCGAUGCUCUGGCAGACUAUACUGGUGGCGACGACCUUGAUCUGGGACUCGAAGGCGAUGCCUUUGGUGAUGCGUUCCACGGAACAGAAACGCGAAAUGAUGUCGAUGACGAUGGUGCGAACUCGUAA
Lasiodiplodia theobromae is the source of this 2232-nucleotide messenger RNA. RefSeq lists its product as uncharacterized. Bases 1 to 2232 code for a protein of 743 amino acids. The record is from RefSeq and is a predicted model, not a curated record. The transcript is spliced from 3 exons. NCBI's taxonomy places the organism in Eukaryota, Fungi, Ascomycota, Dothideomycetes, Botryosphaeriales, Botryosphaeriaceae. Gene Ontology annotation, biological process: chromatin remodeling.